This is a messenger RNA of Vigna radiata var. radiata (mung bean), 2137 nucleotides long. RefSeq names its product protein ACCELERATED CELL DEATH 6-like. The record is from RefSeq and is a predicted model, not a curated record. Gene Ontology annotation, molecular function: protein binding. The transcript has 5 exons. Lineage: Eukaryota; Viridiplantae; Streptophyta; Magnoliopsida; Fabales; Fabaceae. The coding region runs from base 10 to 1887 and encodes 625 amino acids.
UUAAGAAGCAUGUCUUGGUACGUAUACAAAGUGGACUUUUUUAAUACAAUAGGUAGAGUAAAAAUGGAAAUACCAAAGAAGCGUUUGUUCAAGAUUUGCAUGAAAGGAAAAUGGGACGAAGUGGUUGAGAUGUACAAGAAGGACAAGAAAGUUCACACUGCCAGAAUAACGACGGCAGGUGAAACUGCAUUGCAUGUAGCGCUCACCGAUGGUGAAGACGCCGUCGUGCACCAACUUGUGGCACUGAUUUGUUUUCAUGAACGUAAAGAGGCUUUGGGAAUUCAGAAUGAGAGAGGGAACACAGCUUUGCACAUGGCUGCUUUGACGGGGAGUGUGCGAACGUGUGAGUGCAUUGCUUCUGCUGAGACUUCGUUGUUGAGUGUUCGCAACGUUGAUGGUGAGACCCCUCUCUUUCUGGCUGCACUUCACGGCAGAAAAGAAGCUUUUCUGUACCUCCAUUAUAUACAUAUCAGUCACACAGAUCGGAAGGCUUCAAACUACUAUUCAAACUGCAGAAGAAAUGAUGGUGAUACCAUUCUUCAUUCUGCUAUAGCUGGAGAGUAUUUUGAUUUGGCGUUCCAAAUAAUUCAUUUAUAUGAAGAUCUAGUGAACUGGGUGAACGACCGUGGACUCUCUCCUCUUCAUAUCCUCGCAAGUAAGCCCUCAGCUUUUAGAAGUGGUAGUUACCUUGGACUACUAGAAACAAUUGUUUAUCAAGGAAUAUUCGUGAAGGAACUCGAAGUGGCACCAAAUUACCACCGAUUACCGACAGAAAAAGGAGGAUACAGAUAUCCACAAUAUUAUCAGACAUUCAUUAGCCUUUUAAGGGCGCUGCAAAAGUCAGCGUGUCUAGGUGGAUCAAGCAUAAUACUGAAGAUACGUGGGAAGAAGGAGAAACAUGUGUGGUCAGUCCAAGUAAUGAAUGAACUUCUGAGGCGGUAUGAGUAUGAUGACGAUGACAAGAAUCCCCCGGUAUUGAUAGCGGCAAAGAACGGUAUUAUAGAAAUGGUAGAGAAAAUCCUAGAACUGUUCCCAGGAGCUGUUCAUGACACGGAUGCUGACAAGAAAAACAUUGUGCUACUGGCAGCAGAGAACAGACACCCGCACCUGUACCAACUCCUACUCAAGAAAAACAACCUUAAGCAAACUUUAUUCAGCAAAGUGGACAAUAAUGGAAACAGUGCAUUGCACUUAGCAGCGAGACUUGGAGAUCAUAACCAUUCGCUCAUUCCUGGGGCAGCGUUGCAAAUGCAGUGGGAAAUCAAGUGGUACUUGUUUGUUAAAGAAUCUAUGCCACCUCAUUUCUUUUCACCAUACAACAAGGACUACAAUACUCCAAGAGACAUCUUCGUACAAACACACCAGAACCUUGUCAAAAGUGACGGAGAUUGGCUGAAAAAAACUUCCCAAUCAUGCUCCCUGGUGGCGGCACUGUUAGCCACCGCGGCCUUCUACACAUCCACCACCGUCCCUGGCGGCGUGAAAAAGUGCGCGGGCUCCCCAACCCUGGAAAACACGGAAGCGUUCAACGUCUUCGCGAUGUCAUCACUGAUUGCUCUGUGCUGUUCCAUAUCCUCGCUGGUGCUGUUCCUCUCCAUACUCACGUCCCGGCUCAAGGAGCAAGAUUUUGGUAAAGAUCUUCCUCUGAAGCUGCUCUUCGGUUUGACAUCGUUGUUCGUAUCGAUUACUUCCAUGUUGCUUUCCUUCUGCGCUGGGCACCCGUUUGUGCUUACGAAAAAACUGAAAGACGCUGCAGUUCCGGUGUACGGUGCGAUAUGCGUGCCCGCCACACUUUUUGCGUUGGCUCAGUUUCCGCUAUACUUGGAUGUUGCACGAGCUACUUUUAUGAAAGUGCCCAAGCGCAGCUCUAAAGCCACUCUGCUUUAGUGUUAUGUUCAUGCAAAAUUAGGCUAAAAUCAUGAUUUUGUAAUUACGAGCUGAUAAGUUGUAUCCUUCUGUCACAGAUAGCUUACCGAGCCAAUGUAUUGUUUGAGCUUACUUCACAGGUUAUGAUUAACGAUACUCUCUUAGAACCAUAAGUACAGCCUUUUAUGACUCGCAAAAAGUAAAUUGGAUUGACUUAACUCGAUUUUAGUGUCUCACAUAUGUGGUCUAGCCUAACCCUGCUUUUAUAUAU